This is a messenger RNA of Mycetomoellerius zeteki, 3477 nucleotides long. RefSeq names its product PIH1 domain-containing protein Nop17-like (gene Nop17l). The transcript is spliced from 4 exons. Gene Ontology annotation, cellular component: cytoplasm. Gene Ontology annotation, biological process: axonemal dynein complex assembly. The coding region runs from base 88 to 2661 and encodes 857 amino acids. Lineage: Eukaryota; Metazoa; Arthropoda; Insecta; Hymenoptera; Formicidae. The record is from RefSeq and is a predicted model, not a curated record.
GGCGCCGCGAUCCACGUGGUUCACGUGUUGUGCGCUCUUCGCGAUCUUUCUACCGACGGGUCUAUUUGUAAACACGCGCGACAUAAGAUGGACGUAUACGAGCAGUGCAGAAAAGAUUGGGAGGAUUUCAAUGUGUCGCGAGAGGAAUUGAAAAACAUAACCGACUGUCUGAAGAAGGAGGAGUUUCGCAAGCUGUUAAUCGAGUACGCGGAGGACGUGGCCGACCCGGAUAACAGGAAACUCUACGAGAAAGAGAUCACCCAGCUCGAGAAGGAGCGGGGCGUAGACGUGACGUUCGUUAACCCCGAGCCCGGUUACGUCAUUAAGACCAGCGUGAACGGCGACAGGAAGUGCUUUUUGAACAUCAGUAAGAACGACGUUGUCGCGCGUCCCACCAGUCAGCCUUCCUACGAACAGGGCCACCGUGGCCUACAGUGGUCUAUUCCGUAUACAUUGAUACCACCCCGCUAUGACCUUGACAAGAAGAAUGUGCGGUGUGUGGUGUAUGACGUGGUCUUCCAUCCGGACACCAUCUACUUGGCAUCCAAGAACGCGCGGUUCCGCGAGAUCGUCAAUAACACGGCUAUGGAUGGCGUGGAAAAUAAUUUUAAGGUGAAAUUGGACAGAAAGAAUCUGAAAUUUCCUAAGAUUAACUUCAAAGGGAUGACUCAUCCUACAGUGAUCAGAAAACCUUCGGAAACACCACCGACAGAACCACUGGAUUUAGAACCAGAAAUCUACCAGAAGAUAAUGUCGAAUUACGACGAAUGUCGCGAAAGCCAAUUAAAGCAGACGGAAGAAAAGCUCCCGAAACGUGCCCCGCCAACCACCAUUUAUUGCAAGGAUAAGCAACAGAAGCCUGCAGAUGAAAAAUAUGUUACGCCUAAAUUUUCUAUGAAACAUCAAUCCGAUGUAGAAAUGGAAGAUUUUGUUUUAAGCCGAGACGCAAAGAUGUUUGCCGCAAUCCCUAAAAAAUUGGUGAUUAUCAUAAAUUUACCCUUGUUGAAAAGUGCUAACGACGCAAUGCUCGAUGUACAUGAACAAUCUCUUACCUUGAAAAGCGAAAAGCCUGCAAAAUAUUUGCUGGAUCUUCCAUUACCAUAUUCCGUAGACGGAGAUAGUGGGAAUGCUAAAUUUGAUCCAAAGUACAAAAGAUUAAUUGUAACUUUACCAGUCAUUCGGCCAUUGGUACCAGUAGGUGAUACUGAUAGAGCGGAUAGUGAAGUUGACAGUGAUCAAAAUAGUGCUGCAAUAUUUAUGUCCAAGGAUGAUGAAAAAAAUCUAUCUAGUAACAAAAUAGAAUUAGUGAAAGAGUGCGAAAACACGUGCAAAAAUAUAGAAUUUGAUAAAGAAAGUGAAGUAACAGAUGAGUGUGAAGAUACUGCCUUACGGACUAGUAAUGAGACAGAAAUCACUGAUGUGUUUAUGAAUCCUAGUUUUAAAUACAAUUUGCCUGCUUAUACUUGUAAUAUUUACAAUAAUCAAUUAGCCAUUAUUAUAAAUGUAAAAAACGUAAAUCCGGAUGCAAUUCACUACAAAAUUUUAGAUAACAAUGUAGGAAUACAUAUCUUGCUAACAUCUAUAGGUGCUGGAUUUUUUCCACAACAUUAUUCAUUGUGUCUUAAGAUAGGAAAUGGCUACAUUGAACCAGAAACUCUUACAAUUGAACCAUGGGACAAUAACGUUGUUUUUAACAUCACAGUGAAGGAUAUUGAGAAUGUAACACAAUAUUUUGUUGGAGUGGAUACAGAAUUCAUGGAAGGAAAAGAUCUUCCUACAACAGCGUCAUUUACGAGCAAAUUUAAAGAAUUAAUGUUCUCUCCAAAAGCUGAGCCUCAGGUAGAAAGACAAAUCUCCGUACAGCCGCAAGAUGAUGGUAUUGUCAUAAAUAUUCGUCCAAAUCAGCAGGAUUCUGACGACGAAGAGGAGCAUGAGGAAAAUGCAAGAGUUGUGAAACGGCGACAAGAGAAGAAGUACAUUGAGAAAGUCAGAUCAGUUUCAGAAAGUAGUGGAGAUGAAUUAGCUAGCAAUAGCAGCAAUAGCAGUGUGAGACAUUCAAAAGGAAUAUUAAAGUCACGUCGCGCCCGCGAUUUUUCACGUUCCAUGUCCGAAUCGAGUGCCGACGAAAACAGUCUACCUGCAUCAUGCACAGAUCAUUAUGAUGAUCAUUACGAUUCCGUACAUGAUAUCAAUUCUGAAUCAGAUUGUUCCAGUUUGAAAAAGACUGUACGAUUUAAUGAUGUUGUUUCACGACAGUUAUUUAGAUCUAAUUCGAGUAUUCUUGGACAGCGAAAGAAAAAUCAACGUAAACUGCGCAAUAAGAAACGCGCGCAUGAUCGCCGACUAAGCGAAAGUGAGAAUUCUGAAACCGAAGAGCGUGACAAAUAUAAAGUAGAUUAUAAGCGGACUCCGAAUGAGGAAACUUCCGAGAACGUAAAACCCAUACUCGCACGAGAUAAACGAGACUCACAGCAACAAAGAACCGCCAAUAUUGAAAUCGUGAAAUCGAAUGCUGACGACAAACAUUCUUUACAUAAGCGUAAUUCUAGCUUCGAGGAAAAACCCACCGAAGAUGUUCAAACCGAUAUCUCCAUUAAAAUCACGAAAGAUGCAAUUCACUUGGAAUUUAAGAACGAUCUGAUAUUUGAUCUCGAUAUGUAGAGACGUGAACUACAAGGUAAUUAUGCAUAAUGUGAUAGAUGUGAUAGAGAAUGUUAUCCGAUUCUUUUUAGCAACUCUGUAACCUGGUAAUCGGUAAAACUCAAUACUGAUAAUGGAAAUUUACGUAUAUAACAUUACAAACUAUUUUAGGAUUUGUAGUAUCAAAGAUACUAUUAAAAAUAGUGUCAAAGAUACUGUUUAAGUGGGAAUAAUUUUUUUAGUGCGUUAUUAGCAUAGAAGUAGUAACCAGAGAAACACUAUGGCGAAUCAAAAUCAUUAAUCCAUUUAAAUACUUGACUCACAUUAGUGAUAACCGAAGCUUAAAAUUAGCUUCUAAUAUCCUGAAUCUAUAAAGAGAAAUAGAACUUUACUGGGAAAAUUACUCAAAAAAAGAUCGUAUUAAAAUAUUUAGAUAACGGAGCAACGCUAUACAGUUAGAUACUUUUUUUGGAAUCUUAUAGAGAGAAAACUGAUCACGUCAUUGAAUGGAUUUAAUGAAUUGGCCAAGAAAAAGUACGAUCCUUUUUCAUGCACGUUAAAUAUUACUGCCGCAUAAUAUAUUUAAUUUUUACUCGUAGAUAAUGCUUGAUUAAAUCAAGAGUUAUCAAAUGAUAAAUCGUGGAUACUUUGAUAGAAGUACAUAUAAUUUUAAUGAACAUCGUAUUACAUGCAUUUAUGCAAAAGUAUGUUUAGACCUUGUAAUAUACAUAUACGAUGCUUAUGCCAACAGUUUGCACAUAUAUACAGAUCGCAUUGCAAUGAGCGCUUGUCAAAAAAAUCAUGUGUAUGGAGAUAAAAAUUAAUAUAAUUUUGUUU